AUGAAGACGACUCCAGCAGAGGAUAUCUACUGGGAAGGUGAAGAUGAUUUAGCCAAUGAAUUUUUAGAGGUGGAUGGUAGUGACACUGGCAUCGGAAGUCACUUGAACCGAUUUAAGCGACAAGCAUGGAACUUAUUCUCUUGGUCGACGCCUGCUCCUGACAACGAGGAAAACUUUACGGAAGAUGAGGAGCUAGAAAGAAACGAAGAUAAUGACACCGAAUUUGUCGAGGGUUCGGGCUUGUCUGACGUCGUCGAAACGGAACUUAAAGAAAUAUGUCCCGAUAACGAGUUCCGAUGCGAUGAGACCCGCUGCAUAGCUGCUGAUAAGCGAUGUGAUCGCGUCCAAGACUGCGAUGAUGCGGCGGACGAAAUUGACUGUUCAGGU
Messenger RNA from Brenthis ino (lesser marbled fritillary), 387 nucleotides. The record is from the annotation of a GenBank genome assembly. Lineage: Eukaryota; Metazoa; Arthropoda; Insecta; Lepidoptera; Nymphalidae.